AUGCCAAACCUGAUGGGUGAGAACAGAGCCGUGUGUCAUGUCAGCAUCAACAGAGAGCAGGAUCCAGAGGGAGGGGGGUCCGGGGGAAAGGGCGGGGGUUUCUGUCCCCCGCCCUACCAUCCGUGUGCCUGGGAGAGGGAAGGGGGGGUUCGGCUCUCAUCGACAGAGGCCCCUGUGGCCCCCCUGCAGCUCAUGUCUAACGGCUCCUGUCCAAUCACAGAGCGCAUAGACACCCUCAUCCACUGCGUUAGAGUAAGCCAAAGAAGACGGAUUGGAUUUUCAGUACCAACAAGAAAGUCCAGUUCGACCGCGGAGAUGUCACAGGAGCAUGACAAUAAGCGAGCCGUGUUGGUGCUCCAGAAUGAGGCGGGCUACGGGGGGCAGCGCCGGUCCUUCACCAACGAAGACGAAGCGUGGAAGUCGUUUCUGGAGAACCCCCUCACGGCUGCCACUAAAGCCAUGAUGAGCAUCAACGGAGACGAGGACAGUGCUGCUGCUCUGGGGCUGCUCUACGACUACUACAAGGUGCCCAAGGACAAGAGGACAAUAGCACAGAGCAAACCUGAGGCACUGCUCUCUGAUGUGGAUCACAACAAAAGGCAACAGCUUCAGACAGCGCACAGCCUCGUCCCUCUGCAGGAGGCCGGAGUGGAGAACCGUAUACAGGUCCUGAAAGGACCCUUCAACUUCCUCCACUUGAACACAGACAAACGGAACCAGUUUCCUUCUCCAGACACCACAGUGACACUGUCUAUUGCUGCCGUACCAAACUUUCCUCCAAUCAAGACAGAAGUGCCCACUCACGGCUUCUCUGUCACUGUGCCCAACAACUGUGCAGAAGAGGCCCACGUGUUCGACCGGCAGCUCGUCCACAACACAGUCCAGUUCAGCCCCAGCACCCAGGCCCGCACUCCCCCCGACUCCACCUUUUCCGAGACGUACAAGGACGCUUCCCAGGAGGUGUUUUCCUUCCCAGGGGAACUCCAGCUGAGGAUGGCCACCAUGUCACCCGAGGACUACGCACACUUUGAAAAUGUGCAAGGAAAUAACUUUGAAUACACAUUAGAAGCGUCCAAAUCUCUUCGGCAGAAAACCGGAGACGGGACAAUGACGUAUCUGAACAAAGGCCAGUUCUACCCCAUCACUCUGAGGGAGGUGGACAGCAAAGGACUGCAGCAACCUAUCACCAAAGUCCGAAGUGUGGUGAUGGUGGUGUUCGGAGAGGAGAAGUGCAGAGACGACCAGCUCAAACACUGGAAGUACUGGCACUCCAGGCAGCACACGGCCAAACAGAGGUGUCUCGAUAUCGCCGACUACAAGGAGAGCUUCAACACCAUCGGAAACAUUGAGGAGAUUUCCUACAACGCUAUUUCUUUCACAUGGGACACUAACGAGGAAGCAAAGAUCUUCAUCUCGGUGAACUGCCUGAGCACAGACUUCUCGUCCCAAAAGGGCGUGAAGGGUCUGCCUUUGAACCUCCAGAUCGACACGUACAGCUACAACAACCGCAGCAACAAGCCCAUCCACCGGGCCUUUUGCCAGAUCAAGGUGUUCUGCGACAAGGGGGCAGAGAGGAAGAUCCGCGACGAGGAGAGAAAGCAGUCCCGGCGAAAGGGCAAGGUGCCUGAGCUCAACCCCAACCUGCCCUUUGUGGACAUCAAAAUGCCCAUGAUCCAGAAGAGGAACGAUGUGACGAUCUUCAAAAUGAUGAGUGACAUGGAGACACAACCGGUGCUUUUCAUCCCAGACAUCCACUUCAGCGCCUACCAACGUCAUCCGUUCACCACAGAAGAAGGAGAAGAUAGCUCGGGCCUAAAGCGGUUACCCUUCAGUGAGGAUGACUUUACCUCGCCUCCAAACAAAAUGGUUCGACUGGACGAGCCAAAGAAAGUGCUGCUGUACGUGCGCAAAGAGACAGAGGAGGUGUUUGAUGCCGUCAUGCUGAAGAAUCCAACUCUGAAGGGCCUGAUGGAAGCGAUAACAGAGAAGUACGAACUGCCUGUUGAGAAGAUGGGAAAAAUCUACAAGAAGUGUAAGAAAGGAAUCCUGGUGCACAUGGACGACAACAUCAUCCGGCACUACUCCAACGAGGACACGUUCCAGAUGUCCAUAGAAGAGAGCGGCGGCCUGUACAAACUCACCCUGACUGAGAUCUGA
Messenger RNA from Knipowitschia caucasica, 2157 nucleotides. The record is from the annotation of a GenBank genome assembly. Lineage: Eukaryota; Metazoa; Chordata; Actinopteri; Gobiiformes; Gobiidae.